Messenger RNA from Spirodela intermedia, 24150 nucleotides. Lineage: Eukaryota; Viridiplantae; Streptophyta; Magnoliopsida; Alismatales; Araceae. The record is from the annotation of a GenBank genome assembly.
AUGGUAGCCUGGGGGCAGGACUCCGCAGGUGUAGACGGCAACAGCUUAGAGAAGAAAGGGAAGUUGGAAUCCGACUACCAGCAUCUACGAGAGCUGUUUAAACCACACGUCGAAUCCUUCGACUAUUUCAUCGACGCCGGGCUAGAAAUUGCUCUCAUGAACAUCAAACCCACGGAAAUUACCGACUCUUCCACCGGAACCAAGCUGAGAAAUAUCCUUUUUUUCUCUUCCGUUGUGUUCUACUUGUCCAUUCUCAACGCAUAUUCUCGCAGCUGCUCCCUGUUUUUCCUUGACGCGUCGUGUACUAUGGCUCGGGAAGCCCGAUUUGCUGUCGCCGGAGCGGGAAGGUGGCCGCAAGUCUAUGCGGGAGCCCGUUUUUCCGUACGAGGUGAGUCCUUUGAGUUUUUUUUUCUUCAUUAAAUGAAUUGGUCAGGUUCAGCUCUAAGGUGCUAUAGCUCGUUCCCUCGCAAACUUUGCUGCGAAAAAACAGUGCAGACAAUCAGGGGGAUCAUAUCGUGGGAAGUUCACUGCAGAGGUCUGUUUCCAGUACAACGACGGGGCAGUCAUCAGAGAGACCUUCAAUUUCGGUUUCCUUCCCAUAAUGCUCAUGGUGAGUAUGGUUGUUUAAUUUUGCCUGGCUGUUUUUUGGAGCAAAACCUUGAGACAGGGGCAGCUAGGUAGGUCUAGCUUGACCUAAAUUUCCUGGAGAAAGUUUGAAAGGAGAAGUAGAACCAUAAAAAUAUGACUCUUCCUCAACAGCCACGUGAUGGUUAUCUUAGGGUGAUCCAUGAGAGGCCACAGAGCCAUCAAUACCAUUUUCGUAGAGGUUUCGCGAUCGUGUGUGCUCAUUAAACAUCUUGUUAGGGAUGGAAUCAUCUGCAUGCAAUGUGUUUUUGGAAGCGAAGUACGUUUACUUCGUGGCUUAUAUGAAAUCCUCUUCGUGUUUGUUGGUACGAUUUGAAGGAAAUCCGGCAACACAAAUGCCUCUGAAAGCACGCUCAGUGGCCAUUUGUUCCUACCAAGUUAAAAUUUUAAUCUCCCUUGUGCUCAGUAGACGACUUGGAUGAGUUACAGACUCAUAUUUAACAUCUGAAACUCGGAAUAUUCUAUUUUUUGUGUUUUUUUUUCCCGAAUUCUUGAUAAACAUAGAGUUUAUUUUAUGCCGUGGGAACUGUUCAGAGUUCAUCUAUCAUUUCUAGUUUAUAGAUUUAUCUCCCUCAGUCUUAAUAUAGCGUUCAAGAAACCUACAACUCGUAUGUCUUGUGUAACUUCGAACUGGUUAUCUCUGGUAUGCAGAAUGCGGUUUUUUCCUAGUUCUUGAUAACUGAAGAUUUGUUCUAUGCAGUCAAAACUUUGUCACCUGAGAGGUGCUGAUCCGAGAAAGCUGGUUUUCCACAAAGAAGAGGCAACAGAGAUGGGUGGGUGAGUAUUAGCUCGUAGGGACGAAUUGCAUUCCUGUCUUUGUUUAUCUCUGUACGUGCGUACUCACUUUCAGAAGGAUGUUUAUGCGACGUGUGUGAAUAUCUUUGUAGAUCUCUGCAUGUUAUUCAUAGUAGUAUUACUUAGCAGUGAUCCAUGUUUAUUGUAUGUAUAACUAAAUAUCUCAUGCGACAUACGCUUUAUCUGACAAAGGGUUUAUUUUUGACUGUAGGGGAAAUCAAUAGGUGAAUAUUGACCUUUAUGUCAUAGAAUCGACAUUUUCUUUGCUGAAAAGUUCCUUAAUUGUUCUCUUGCUCUUGAUAAGAUUGAGAGAAGUAUUCUGUAAAACAUAUGUAUUUUUUUUAGUUUUUGUGUUGAGGGUUUUCUUGGCUUUUGUUACAUUUAGGGUUAGCAAUGUGGAAUUAGAUAUGUAGUGGUGUUGCCGGGGACUUUGCUUUAAUCCUGUUUAUUACGUGCUAACGGAUUUAUGGUAAACACAGGGGAUACAUUUUCUUUGACCUACAGAUGCAUUUUUCUGUAACCAUGGUGAAAAUGAUUGAAAUAGUGGGGCUUUUAGUGAAUUGAGAUUAGUGUGAUGAACCUAAGAUGAGAAAGAUUAAAUAGAUCUAAGUUCCUUGCUGUUCAGAUUAUCUGGUUGUACUCAUUCGACUUAGACAGAUCGGGCAGGAAGGACUUGUUAAAGUCAUGAAAGCCAGAGGAUUGCGAAACUAGUGUUUUGAAGCUUCUAGCACUAUUUCUUCUUAUGAAUCAGGAGGUUAGUAAAGUUUAGUACAAUUAAUGCUGUGGCCAUAUGACAACCUUGAGGACCAGCCAUUGCCCUCGAAUCUGUUCUCCCUUUAGUUGCACUUUUGACUUCGUUGAAAGUACUUUUAACCGGACGUCAGUCCAGUGUUGAUGAGAACCUGUUUUUUGCUUCCUGGAGACUGACUGUGCUGUGUCGUUUUCUAACCACUCAUGUGUACUAAACCGGACAAAGUAAACCUUGCUUGCAGUGUGGUGUUAACCUGUGGGGUGACCACAUCAGGUAAUGACUGGGAGAAACAGUCCAACAACGUGCCUUAGGGUACUUAUACAGCCAAGUUAUUCACCACGUAUGUUGACAGAUCAAUUGUGUUUUUUUAUUGUUCUUGCGUUGACAAGGUUUAUUCUAGAAAAAAAAGGUCUGAGCUUAACUUCUGUCGUUGGUCUACCUCUAUUAGUUUUUAAAUUCAUGUGUAAUGGCUAGUUACAUCUGUUGGCGUAUUUCCCUCCCAUGAACGUAAGAAUUUUCAGUCCCUUGUAUCUUCCUAUGCCGUUUUCUAAUGUUAUUUUCAUCCAUGUUUUUUAGCUACUUCAUAUGUAAUGGCUUGGAAAGGCUUUGCCGACUUCUCAUUUUGUCAAAACGAAACCAUGUGAGCUGUUCCUCCUUAGUUUGGUAAAGCAUCAUUUGUUCAUUUAGGUUUCAGUUGGGUGGGUUCAAAGUAAUAACUGGUCCUUUCCUUUCACCAUAUACAUAUAUCUCUUUUCUUUAAUCUAAUUUUUUGUUGAUCCUGAAUUUUGAUUUUCUUAGCUGAUUUCAUUUGCAGCCAAUGGCAAUGGUUCGGAAAUCAUUUUGUUCUCGAGGUGAUGGAUAUACUGAUAAAGCUGUUGUUAUAAGGUGAUUACUUUCUUGACAUUGUGUAUAUUCUAUUGUACAGAGUAAUCAAUCUCCUUCCUAUUCUUUGUUUUCUGUCAUUGUUAAUUGGCCUUUUUUAAGGAUCUCAAUUCUGAGAAGAUAAUUAUCUGGGCGCUUAGCUCAAUCCUCAUAGAACUUUAACUCCUACUCUGGUCGUUUUUCUUAUUUAUCUGUUGUGUGCUUGACUGUUAUGUGUUUUAUUAAACUGAGCGUAGUCUAAAACUGCAGAGCUACCGUUCAUAGUGGUGUGGUUGUUGUGUUUUAACGACUAGUAUUUCCUUUUGAGCACAUUAAUCUUUAUUAUUAAUGCAUUUGCAACAAUCAUUGUUUGAAUAUAGAUGUGUGAGAGAGGAUCAAUCAGCUGUGACCGUCAAGCUGUACUACCUUCAGAAUGGAAGUGCAAGACUUGGAUUUUGGUGAGGAGAUCAGUUUUUUCAUCUUUGAGUUUAACGUUUUAGUACUUAAGAAUGAAGCUCUCCUGAAUUAUCACUAUAUACUUUGUGUUCUUUCCAGGAUUCAGGGGAAAGAAUAUUUGCUUCCUGUUGGCAUUGUCUUGAAGGUGAUUUGCUCUUUUUUUUUUUAUUAUUUCCUUUCAUUCAUUGUGGGCCUACGGACUGUUGCAAAUGCUGAGAGUCGUACGGUAGCUAUCUUGAUGUGUAUCGAGGACUAUAUCCUUGAUAAUUUAUUUUGCUUAUGUUAGCUUCUUGAAGUCAGUUUCAGCAUCAUAUCUGUGUUACUAACAAUAGGAAGGCCACGAAGGAUUGUUAGGAAUUCCAGUAUCAGCACAGUUGUUUUUAACCCAGACUCUGAUGCUGCAAUAGCUCACAAUGUGGAACAAUAUACGUAGAAGGUAUUAUUUUGGAAGCCGGGUUACUAGGGAAUUAAUUGGGACUGGAGACAAGGGAAGCAAACGGAAAAUAUACGAGAGAGAUUGCCUCAGUUGUUCAAGUGCUGAUGUAAAUAUUCUAGGGAUUGUGUUAUUUUCUGACAAAAAAGUCCUGAAGAUUGACCCAAUCACUGGAUGCUAUUUUGUUUCUAACUAGGGAACUUCAUAGUAUAUGAUCUUCAUUUGUUCAUGUAUUAGUAUUCCAGAUCUGGCUUACGUAUUGAUAGAGUUAAUAUAUCUCCCAUUUCUUGAAAUUUCUCUUUCGAUUCAACAUUGUGGCACAAUAGGCAUCUCUUAAUGUCCCAGCUACUAAGUGAAUGAAAUAAAUAAUAAUGUCAAAAUUCGGUUAUAAUGUGUUGGGAAUUCUCAUGAUGAUAUUUUUUGGGACUUAGUGUGUGGAGGGGGGGCGGGAGCUACUCUGAUAAGAACCCAUAUCAAAGAACUACAAAUAUUUCGUAGUAGAUGAGAGAAAAAUCUCUAGAACAGAAAUAUCAAAGAUAAAACACAGUAAAAGAAACUAGAACAGAUAGAGGGUGGCAUACAACCCUAGAACCUAGAAUAGAUGGAGGGUCGCAUACAGCCCUCCAACCCCUUCUCGUAGAUGCACUAGAUACUAACUCCAGUUUCCCUCCCCUCCUCGAUCCGCCCCCCUUUAUAUCCUUUCCUUUCCUUCUCUUAUUUAGGUAGUUAGUCUCUUGCCAUAACUACUCUUGCCAUAACUGCUCCUUGCCGUAAUUAUGCCUUCCCUCCAUUAUGCUAAUCAUUAUUGACUUAUUGGGCUUUGGGCCUUCUUCCUUCUAGCAUAUGUGCAUGGAGCAUUAUCAAUAUUCCCCCCCAUGUGCUUCACCUUGUCCUGAAGGUGGAAGUUCGGAAAUUGCUGGUGGAGGGAUGAAGCUAAUUCCCAUGUAGCUUCAAAAUCAGGGAGAUCAGCCCAUUUGACCAAGACUUCUGUGUCAAAAGAGGAAUUCCGAAUGACGAGGAUAUCUUUGGGGGUCACCUUCCAUUCCCAAGCAUUAGUCAGUAUGCCUGGAAUGGGUUGAUAGUAAACAGACUCGCGAAGUUGAGAAAUGUGGAAAACUAGAUGAAUAGUGAUGGAGUUGGGAAGUUCCAAUUUGUAUGCCACCUGGCCAAUGUGCUCUUGGAUAGGGUAGGGGCCGAAAUAUCUGGGACUCAGUUUUUCAUUAGCUUUCUUGGCUAAUGAUUUCAUACGAUAAGGUCAGAGCCUGAUAUAAACCAAAUCUCCCACUUGAAACUCUAUGUCUCGUCAAUGUUUGUUAGCUUGUACUUUCAUCUUGGACUGGGCGGCCAAGAGAUGUUCCUUGAGAAGUUGAAGUGUAUCAUCCCUUUCUUGUAGAUAAGUGUCUAUUGCAUCAAUUGGUGACAUAGGAGAUCCAUAACGUGUAAGUGUGGGAGGGUCCCGUCCAUACACUGCUUUAAAAGGUGUCAUCUUGAUGGCAGAAUGAUGCGAAGUGUUGCAGCUAAGUUCAGCCCAAUGUAACCAGUCACUCCAUAACUUAGGUUUAUCAUAAGUAAAGCAUCAGAGAUAAUUCUCUAAGCUUCGGUUCAUCACUUUUGUUUGCCCAGCUGUUUGUGGGUGAUAAGAAGAACUCAUUUUCAAUUCUGUGCCUUGAAGUUUGUUGAGUGAUUGCCAAAAAGCGCUGGUAAAUAUAGUUCCUCUGUCAGUCACAGUAGAUCUUGGAAUGCCAUGCAGCUUGACAACUUCCUUUGCAAAGAUUUGGGCAACGUCUUUGGCUGUGAAUGGAUGUCUGAAGGGUAUAAAGUGACCAAAUUUGUUGAGUCUGUCCACUAUGACGAGAAUGGAGUCAUAGCCUUUAGAUUUAGGUAGACCCUCUAUAAAAUCCAUGGAGAGGUCUUCCCAGAUCAUAUUCGGAAUAGGUAGGGGCUGUAGAAGUCCUAUUGGUGACAAGGUUGAAACCUUAUUCAAUUGACAAACAGUGCAUUCAUUAAUAUGCUGUUUGAUCAUUUUCUUCAUGCCAGGCCAAUAGACAUGCUGAGCAAGUCGUCGGUAGGUUUUUAAAAAUCCAGCAUGACCCCCUAAUGGGCUGUCAUGAAAUUCACGUAGUAAUGUGUAUAGAAGAGUAGAUGUAAGGGGUAACACCAGCCUGCCUUUGUAGAGAAGUGAUCCUUGUUGAAUUGAGUAAUGUGGGAAAGAAGUUGAGCCUUCUAUGAGUGAGAUUUUGAUUUUGGACAAUCUUGAGUCAUCUUCCACCUCUUUGUUGAUUGUGGUUACAUCCACUCCUUCUGCAAUGCACAUGGGUGCCACCAUUGCCUCUCAAUUGUGGUGCUCUAGAUAAUGGAUCUGCAGCUGUAUUCUUCUUGACUUCCUUAUAUUGUAUCUGAAAAUUAAAUCCCAUUAGUUUAGUGACCUAUUUGUGAUUUUCUGAGUGAGUCUCCUUUUGGUCAAACAUGAAUUUCAAACUAUAUUGGUCUGUUCGAAUGAUGAAAGGGUGGAACAUGAGAUAAUGCUUCCAUUUUUUGACUGUCAUCACGAUGGCAAUGAGUUCUCUGUCAUAGGUGGACUUGAGACAAGAGUGUUCCUUGAAAGCAUGGCUGAAAUAAGCUACUGGUCGUCCUUCCUGCGUCAAUACUGCACCUAUACCGUGCCUUGAAGCAAUCUGUUUCAACAACAAAUUUCUGAGAGAAAUUAGGCAGGGCCAAAAUUGGUGUCUAAGUCAUUUCAGUUUAUAGAAAGCUUCUUGAGCAUUAGAGUCCCAAUGAAAAGAAUUUUUCUUGAGCAAUCUAGUCAGGGGCCAUGAUAAAGUGGCAUAACAUUUGACAACCGGUGAUAACAGCCAGUUAGUCCUAAGAAUCCUCGUAAUGCUUUCAAAUUCUUAGGAGUAGGCCUAUCUCAUAUUGCUGAAAUUUUUCCUUGAUCUGUAAAUAUUCCUGCAGAAACCCAAUGCCCGAGGUAUUCCAAUUGAGAUUGCUUGAAUUGACAUUUUAUUUCAUUGACAUAAAGGCUAUUAGCUGCAAGAAUAAGGAAGACAUUAUCCAAAUGUUCAUCAUGUUCUUUUUGAGUUUUGUUGUAUACUAGUAUAUCAUCAAAAAAUACCAAUAUGAAUUUUCAUAGAUAAAGUCUGAAUAUAUCAUUCAUUAAGUAUUGAAAUGUAGCUGGGGCAUUAGAGAGCUCAAAUGACAUAACCUUGAAUUCAUAGUGACCUUCACGAGUCUUGAAAUCAGUUUUCUGAAUGUUUUCUUGUUUCAUACGGAUUUGAUAGUAACCAGACUUUAAAUCUAGUUUAGAAAAAACAAACAUUCCAUGCAGCUCUUCCAGCAACUCAUCGACAAUAGGAAUAGGGAACCUGUUUGGAACUGUGGAUUUAUUUAAGGCCUCGUAAUCAAUACAAAAUCGCCAACUGCCAUCUUUGUUUUUUACAAGUAGUAUGGGGCUAGCAAAAGAGGGUUGAAUGAUGCCUGCAAUACAUAGCUCAUGGACAAGCCGUUCUAUUUCAUCCUUUUAAAAUUGUGUACCUGUAUGGACGUAGAUUAAUAGGCUGAGUACAUGGUAAUAAAUUGAUGGCAUGAUCAACAGUUCUUCUUGGAGGAAGCCUUGACAAGGCUUCAAAGACUUGUGGGAAUCGUUUCUGCAGUCUGCCUGCUAUCUCUGACUGUUCCAAUGAGAAGCUAAAACUCAGUGCCGUGCUAGACACUGAGCUAAAACUCAGUGUGGCUUCUUUUUAAUUCACGUUCUGCUGUUUUGAAAGAUAUUGCUGUUUUGUUUAAACUUGCAUCCCCACGAAUGGUGUAGAUUGUGUUGUUGAGCAUAAACUUCAUGAUUAGUUGCCCAUAGUGUGAAUGUGUGUUUUAAGCCAUUGCAUUCCCAAUGUAACAUCUGUGCUACUUAAAUCCAAGCGAAGGAAAUCUUGAAUAAUGAGGAGAUCUUGGAUUUUGAGAGAAAUAUUAUGGCAUAUCCCAUGACCUUGCACGAUAUGCCCAUUGCUCAUCACAAUACCAUAACUGUGGAAUUCGCUGAUAGGUAAAGAUAGCUCUCCAUGCAGCUUAUUGCAUAUGAAAUUGUGGGUAGCACCAGUAUCUAUAAGAACGAUUACUUGUUGAUUAUGCAUGAGGCCCUUUACCUUCAUAGUCCCGUCUUGAGUCAAUCGCAUGACAGAGUUUAAUGAGACAUGGGCUGUGAAUAGAGUACAUUCCUCUUGUGAGUCAUGCUCCGGUGGAGCCCAAUCUUCCUCUUGGAAGUCUUCUUAGGACAAUGAGUAUAUUAGGUCCCACCUGCAUCUGUGGCUUGGUCUAAACCUGUCGUUACAAUAGAAACACAGUCCUUUGUUUCUUCUUUCUUGUAGUUAAGCUUCUGUCAGUUGUAUCUGUCUUCUAUUUCCCCUGUUAUUAUUACUCAUAUUUUGUGAAGUAUAUGUGGACGUCCCACCUUUAUUUGAGGCACUAGCUGUGAUCAGUUGGGUUUUCUCCAAAUUAGAUUGCUCAUUUCUGAAAUUAGAUAUCAAAGAAGUCCUUUAUUGGUGUGGAGUAUAAGCAGCAAUAACAUGUUUGGGUGGUCGUGGUUGUUCCUACUUCCAUGCUUGCCAUAGAGUACAGAUAUGAGCUUCAGCCUGUAUUGAAGUAUCCAUAAUUUCCCGUAAUCCAAUAGGCUCGGACAUAGAUAAUUCUGAUUGGAUCUCAGGCUUGAGUCCUUUCAAAUAUGUAUGCUCCAGUAUUUCUGUUAGUAUGUUCGGAAGGCAGGCUGAGAGACGUUCAAACUCUGCCCUAUAUUCCAAUAUAGAACUCUCUUGUUCAGGUUCAAAAGUUUCAAAUACAUGUUGUUAGCUAUUAAUGAACCAAAUCGACCACUAAGUUGGAUUUUAAAAUCAUACCAAUCACAGAAUGGAAAACGAUCUUCCAUCCACAGAUACCAAUCUAGGGCAUCACCCUCCAUGCUCAUCAUUAUUGCUUCUAAAUGAUCAUGUUCUGGUGUUUGGUUAAUACGAAAUACCUCUCAGCUCCGGAUUUUGAAGUGGGUGUUGUUCUGGUUGUCUCUGAGACUGCUCCGAUGGAGGUCCAUGUGGUAGGCGUGUCAUCAAGGUUGCUAGUUGUUGGGUGAGUUGUUGUAGCAUUUCUUUUGUACCCUUAUUGUCUUCCUUAAGAGCUUCGAGAUCAACUUCCAAAGAUUCCAUCCUCGCAAUAGUAAGCCCUUUAACCAUACAGGAAUAGCCCAGUUUGGCUCUGAUACCAAUGAUAAGAACCCAGAUCAAAGAACUAUGAAUAUUUCGUAGUAGAUGAGAGAACAAUGUCUAGAACAGAAAUAUCAAAGAUAAAAAACAGUAAAAGAAACCAGAACAGAUAGAGGGUCGCAUACAACCCUAGAACCAAGAAUAGAUGGAGGGUCGCAUACAACCCUCCAACCCCUUCUCGUAGAUGCACGAGAUACUAACUCCGAUUUCCCUCCCCUCCUUCCUGAUCCGCCCCCCUUUAUAUCCUUUCCUUUCCCUCUCUUAUUUAGACAGUUAGUCUCCUGCCAGAACUGUUCUUGCCAUUACCGCUCUUUGUCAUAACUGCUCCUUGUCAUAUUGCUCCUUGCCGUAACUGUGCCUUCCCUCCAUGAUGCUAAUCAUUAUUGACUUAUUGGACUUUGGGCCUUCUUCCUUCUAGCAUAUGUGCGUGGAGCCUUAUCACUCUCCCAGUCCCGAACCCGUCAGCUGCCGGUGGACUGCUCGAGCCACUCGAGAUCUUUAAUAUUUCCAGCUUUAAUGUUUUGUACAAGGGGAUCUUUCGAUACUUUUUUUCAUCUACCCCAAUUUUCGUCUUUUUCUCAGUUCCUGGCGUCAGACGGUCAUUUGAUUGAUUAUCCAUUGCACCUAAUCUUUUUUUUUGUCUUAAUUUCAUCAUUUAAAGUAUAAAAUGGUUGAUAAGUAGAAGUGUUUUUUGGUUUGUUGCUUUGGUCUGCUAGCUUUGCUUGUGGGUAUUUGCUUUUAGGAUGUGUGGAUUUGGUUUUAAAAUUUCAGGAGAAUUCACAACACAUUAUCUAUACUGUUAUAUGGCUGUUUGCAAAGUUGUGUUUCAAAACCAUUGUUCUUAUCAAAACUUCUUCUCCAUGUAUUUGCCUUUGUUGAAACCAGUAAAAACAUUGUCAUUUAUUGAUCAUUUUCAUUUCUUUGUUAAGUAUAUGACCAAAUCUUUUCUUUCAUAGGCCCUGGUAGACUCUAAUGACCGAGAAAUAUAUGUAAGUUUGACAACUUGCUACAAAGAGAAAUACCACAGAGAGAGAGGAGCAGUCGGUACUCAACUCAUUGGUGAAAGGGCAAAGAUAAUUCUUGACGAAAUGAAGGGCUUGUCUCUCUUUACCCGGUCACAAUGCCUACAUCAUAUUGGUAUCAGUUGUUAUUAUUAUAAGAUUUAAUGAAGCAUGUUAGAUUUCUCAAUUGUAAAUAUAUUUCUUAUGCCUUAUGCAGGAAAUUCUUUCCGACCUGUAAUGGGUGGAAUGGAAACUGAGAGCUAUUCUGUUGUGAGUCGAUGACGUUGUUUUACUAUUUGUUCUAUUUUAUCUUUUACUAUACUUUUGGCUUGUGGAAGAUCUUGUUUUCCUAACUAUUUUUACUGUUAUGUACAGGUUGGUGAUGCUGUGCUCAGAGACUAUAUUUUUGUCCAUCUUUCUAGUAAUCAUGAUAAAUUCAAUCUACUCAUGUUGGUUGCUUCGUCUUUUCUUCCUACAGUUUCUUCUUCCCCUUUUCAGUUGAGUUUUAGUACAUGACCUGCUGACAUAGUAUCCAAUUAUAGUUUUAUGCUGCAGAAGCUUUUUGCACUUGUCGAUAGCACGGCAGCACCUGAUAAUCCAGAUGCAUUGGUAAAUCAGGAGGUGCUACAACCUGGACACUUAAUUACAAUUUAUCUCAAGGUAACUUAAGUUUUUCUGUUGAAACACCCCAAAAUUUGACCAUUUUUAAAAGGACGUUUGUCUGAAACAUUAUACUUUGAUACUAUGGAAACUUUGUAUUAUGUCCUACCUAUGCCUACCCUUGGGAAAUCUCCGAUCCCUAAUGAAGGGGCGGUCUAAUUUUUGCUCACAAUCAUAUUCAUGGAUAGAAGGCGAAAUUUAUGCGAAGUUAUUCAAAAUUAAAGGUUUAACCCAAAAAGUUGAUUUGACAGCUUUCAAAAAGAAUGAGAAACGUUGAUAAUGCUAAUUGAUUGCUGUUAGUGAUUUUUUUUUAUUCUAUAACUACAACAUCCAGAAACAGGUUUGUUUUUAAAGAGUAGUCAAUUUAUAUAUACGGUUAAAAUAACAAAAAAAUGUUUUAAAAGAGUAUUCUUUCUGAGUGAGAAUUAUCAGCACACCGUAUGGAAUGGAUGACCUUUUUUUUUUGUUCCACAGGUAUUGGACUGGGUGGGAUAUCCCGAAUACUUCUAGUUUUACGGUUGUUGGCCCUUGGGGCUUAAAAAGGCAAAUUUAACACGUAAAAAAAAAGCCUGAAACGGAAUAAUGGAAGUUACAGUUGUACAUAAGGAACAAGCCAAGGCUGCCUGCCAGUCCCACGUCUUACUGUCAAUUGCUAGAGAGGCAGGAAGCUUCUGCUUGGGGUCUCAACCAUUGCAUACAUACAUGCACACAUCUCCUCCACUCACGCAAAACCUUAAGUUUUUGUCAGCAAUUUGGUAAUAUAUAUCCAUGAUUUUGGGAAUUCUUUCAAGCAAUAUUUGGGGAGGACUUGGAAUCUCCCAUGUAAGUUUCUUAUGGCCAGAGUUUGUACAAGCAACGAUUAACUGAUUUGGGGCUAUUCCCUGCCUUUUAAAAGAAGAUCAAAGAACCUGCCUGAUUCAUUGACAUUUGGGGAAUUUGUCACAAAAGCCUUAGUUAGAUUGGAAUCUCUGUUGUAAGUAGACAAGAAAUUGUGGGUUUAGAAACCAUGCUUUUAUUUAUUUAUUCCUGAACACAUUCUUCUUAGUCGGAGAAAAUAAUUGGAGAAUGGCUUCCUGCUGUUGUCUUGGUUUACGAUGUGAGAUGUGAAAUGUAGAAUUAACAAGGAAAUAAGUUAUAUGGAAGCGUGCUGCAGAGGAAAAAAAGGAGAGGGGGACACGAGCUGGUUAUUGCCUUGCGCUUCUGCAAAGUCAUUGGCAGAUGUCAGGAGCUGUUCUUACCAAUCAAGAAGUCACAGGGUUGUCUCUUCAUACUCUCUCCGAAAAGAAUGGAACAUGAACAUCCAUUGAUCUGCUUUAGGUUGGAAAUCGGUUAGAACUGAUCCAUCUAAAACGUGGCCCUUGAUUUGAUGGGAAGUCUGACGCUUCCGGGAUUGUCUGUUGGUCCUGAAUAGAUACCUUGCAAUGGAGGAAGACGAAAAGCAAAUGUGUGAGGAAGGGAGGAUGGAGAGAGAGAACAAGGUUAAGGAGCGAAUGAGUAGAAAUCAGGACAGAAGAAAGAGUCGAACAGGGUCAUUUUUACUGGUGCUAAAAGCAAAUCAACAUUAAUAAAUCAUGCUUAAUGUCUGUAAACAUUUUUGAGAACAUGAUACCCUUGAAUGCUUAUUGUUUACUAAGUGCGUGCACACUUAAGUUGGAAAUGUUCCAGGAGGUUGCAAUUAACUUGUCCAGUUCAUUUCAGCAUGCAUUAGUUGUUCCUAAAUCCCUCCAUCCUCAUUGUUUCAAUAUCUAUGUGCUUUCUUGUUUUAUAGAUUGGUGCAUGCUUUUGUAAUCUGACAUUUUUUAUUUUGAAAUCUGUUUUCUUAAUUGUCGUCUGUGUAUAAUGACGCCGUCUUAUUUCUUCACUGUUAGAUUGACAUAAAAUAUUGUUUUGAACAUGUAUGAUUUCAUUUUGUUGUAUUGCCUUUUAUUGUGACUUGAGGGGCUGGCCACACUUUGGGCUCUUGUUGACGGACUCAAUGGAGGCUGUAAAACUCAGGAAGUUUGGCCUAAACUGGUCUCAAAGGGGUUAGCUAAGGGGCUCUCCAUGCCCAAGUUUCAAUUUUUAGGAUUCUCUUUUAGCCUCUUUUUCUAUUUCAUUGUUGGUGACUAAUGUGAACGAUUCUGAGUGUUUUUUGCCCGUUAUUUGCAUUAUUGUUUCUGUAUGAGUUAUUGGUUCAUUUUUGGUUGAUUAUGGCUCUAAUUUCAGGAGAAGCUACAAGAAUGGUUAAGCAAGUGUCGACGCCUGGUUCAAGAUGAGAUGAUUAAGCCAAACAAAAAUUUUGACUUUUACAAUUGUACAUAUCACUCUUGUCACAGCCUAUGCUCUUAAAGAUUUCGUUUCGCAUCAUUUUCUUAUUGCUCAUGAUUAGUUUUCUCUUAACAUGAUAACUGCUUCCACGUGAAAGUAGUGUUUGAAAGCUCAUGGCCUAAUAUUACUUACUUUAUCCUGAAUAAAUUCCAAUAAAUUCCGGAUCAUUGCUUGUGUUGAAUGGCAUUACAGGAGAGCAUGGCAUUUGGCUGCUUAGGUGACCAGGCUCAAAAUGUGUUAAUGUUGAUUACGUUGGGUAGAAUCGUAGCCUUGUUUCUCCUUUUUGGCGGCAAGAUUACCAAGAAUUCGUUGUGGAAAACUGGUUCAAACUCGCAUUUUAAAUGAAAUCACGCUUUAUGUUAUCUUUCAGCUUAAUUGCGCGGGUAAUCAACUAGUAUUGUCAGAAUAACAUUACUAACAAAAGAUGUCUCAACAGACUUCUAUCGUGAUAUUAUUUUUAAGUCAUAAAAAAUGUUUCUUAGCACGUAGAUCGUCUAAUAUGAUAUAAAGAGCACAUUGAAAUUGUCCAUGGACUCUAUUGUUUUUCCUAGGAUUUUAUUGAAUAUGCACUGCCCUUUACAAACAAAAAAAUAACCCCCCUUUAAUAAUGAAUCAUUGUUCAUUUGAGAAAAAUAUAACGAUAUAUAUUAUUCUGCAUUUAGGAUAUACGUGAGUUUCACUAUAAUGACAUUCUUCGAUGUGUAAUUGAACAUGUGUUUGUGGGAAGAAAACCUUCUGCAUCUGUAUAAAAGCAUGGUACUCUUUUUAUAUGUGCAGUAGCCCAAGUGAAAAAGAUUAUGGACAGAAAUGCUGGAACGGUUAGCCGAGCUGUUGAAAAUAUGAUUAAGACAGGAAAGUUGGCUUCAUCAUCUGGUUUAGAUUUACCUCAGGUAUUGGAUUUUAAGUUUGAGAUUCUCAUCUCUUUUCUUUGUUAGAAUGGCAAAUUCUUUUAUUGUACUUCAAAUAAACGCUUUAUAUUUUUAAUGAAGCAAAAUUUUGUUUCUGAUUGUUAUAAUUCAAACACAGCCUUGAUGCAUGUUGCUGAUAGUAUCAUUCGAGAAGAUUAAAUAUUUGUCACACUGAUAUGAGUUCUUGUCUGCUAUUUGAGUAUUUCAUCUGCUUAGGUAUUCAUCCAUGUUGUUUGCAUCAUGAUGUUGAGCCUCAUAUUGAGCUGUAACAAUCAUGCUCACAUCAUAGUACUUCAAUCUAAUUUCAAGAAAUGUGAAAUAUCAUUGGAGUGCUGGAUCCAGUGCAUGCUCAUUUCCUGAUAGGAUAUUCGAAGGAGGCACUCUAGUAAUUUUUCUGGACGUUUAUAUUCUGGUAUUGUGCAUGUGGACUCAUAUGCAGCCAUGUUUUAUCUGUUUAAUCUGAUUUAUUUUAUUUAUUCUUGAAAAGCCCGUAUAAUCUGAGUCUCUUCACGUCAAUCUUCAAUUUUUUUAUUUUUAUUGUUACUUAUUUGUUACAAUUGGUUCUCUCAUUAUAUUUUCAUCCUUUCUUUAGUUUGAUAUUUUUUAUUACAACUGUCAUAUCGUUUUUGUAGGAAAGUAAUUCUUUUGAAGCUUUUACCUCUUUUCGAGGGUGAUGUAUUAUAAAGUUUUCUAUGAGCUUUAUUUUGGUAUUGUGACAGAGAGAUGGCAUGUCCAUUGUAGCUGAGCGGCUCAACUUCCUCCGUUUCAUCUCACAUUUUCGUUCGGUACACAGAGGUGCCUCAUUUGCUAGAAUGCGCACCACAACUGUGCGAAAAUUGCUACCCGAGUAUGUUAUCAUUCUUUAUUAAUUGAAUAAUGAACACUUCAUCCUUGUUGUUCACUUUUGUUGUUUUUUCAGGUCUUGGGGAUUUCUUUGUCCCGUUCACACACCUGAUGGGGAACCUUGUGGUUUAUUGAACCAUAUGACCGCUACUUGUAGUAAGUAAAUGUUUUCAUUUCGUCAUCUCCUUAUAUAUAUGGAUGUAUAUAUACAUCCUUUUUGAUAUUGCAUGCCUCUUUGUGUAUAUUAUUUCAUGCAAAAUGCAUGUGCUCUAUAUGUUUAUCCUGUCAUUUUUGGCGGUCUUUUCAGUAUGCUUUUUUCUUUUGACCCUUGCCUGUAUCUCUUUUCUGUGCAGUUUUUUCCGAGAAUUUCUUCUACUUAUAUGUAUGUAUACUGAUGUUCCAUCUCUCAUUUAUUUUUAUCUUUACAAUUUAAAAUUUCAAUGUGCAGUUUACUUUCUCAAUUUAGUCUUUCUAGUUUGCUUUGUUUGAGAAAGUUCUCUUGAUCUCGUGAUCCACCUUAUGGAGUCGGCUUUAAACAUGGGUGUAACUAAAUAGUUGGUUGUAGUUCUAGAGUCUUUUACAUCUGAUCCUUUGUUGUGAAUAAAUUUCAGGGGUCACGUCAAAUUUUGAUUCUCAAGGCUUUGUAAAGGACUUCGUUAAAAUUCGAAUGUCUAUAACAAAGGCUUUAAUUGGAGUUGGAAUGACGCCGUCAUUGCCCAGGCUUGAGCGAGCUGGUCCUCCUGAGGUUCUUUUUGUUCUUCUUGAUGGAUGUAUUCUUGGGUCCAUUGUCUCGGACAAAAUUGAGAAGGCAGUCGCUCAUAUUCGGCUGUUGAAGCUUUCUGCUAUUUCAGGGGUGCGUGUUUAUUAAUAAUUCUUUUUUCAUGUUUAUUCCGCUAAAAUGUUAUCUUCAUAUCGUUUUAUCUUCUGGGUUACAGAUUCCUGCUGAUUUGGAAGUGGGGUAUGUACCUUUGAGCAUGGGAGGGGCAUAUCCUGGCUUGUAUCUUUUCACAUCUCCGUCUAGGUUUAUUCGACCAGUUAGGAAUCUUUCCCAUCAUUCUGGUGGAGAUACGGCUAUUGAACUUAUUGGUCCGUUUGAACAGGUGAAGUUCACUUUUUUUGGCCACUCGUCAGUUUGUCUUUUGCAUGAGCCACUUUUACUCAUUUUUACUCACUUUUACUCAUUCUUAAUGAUUUUCAGGCAUUUAUGGAGAUUAAGUGUGCUGAUGGUGGAGAUGGUGGAAGAAGUGACUCCUUCCCAGCGACUCAUGAAGAGAUACACCCAACCGGAUUUCUGAGUGUUGUUGCCAAUCUUACGCCGUGGUCUGAUCACAAUCAGAGUCCCCGUAACAUGUACCAAUGCCAGGUAUCUCUUUUUCCCACAUUAUAUCAAAUUAUAUUUGUGCAUUAGUUGGUUGAAUGAGGUGUUCAUACUGGGGAUGAAUAGAAUUUUGUUGCGAUAGUUAGAAUUCGUUUGAAGAAGCAUCAGGUACGACAGGAACCUGUCAUAUAUGUAAAUACCUGAAAGUACAUUCUGUGCCCUCAGGAGAAUGUUUAUUCAAUUAUUGUAGUGUAUUCGUGGUUCUGUCUCUAUCCUCGACUCAUAUAUUACUCGAUUACAUAUCUCUGUGGGACAAGAAUGAACUGUCUUUUGUAAAUGCUAACAUUUCACCAAAAAAAUACAUUCGAGAAACUCCUUAAAAUGUCUUAGUUCUCGUGAUGUAGAGAGAUACCCUGCGAUCAUACAACAUCCCAGCAUUGUUCAAUAAUCCGAUUUGGCUAUGAUUAAUUCGUUUUAGAAAUAAUUUCUAUGAUGUGUAGGUAUGAAUUAUAUUCUUUUUUUACAUUCUCAUGAGUCAGGUUUCCGGUUGUAGGUUUCUUAAUUUGUUCCAGUGAAAAGUGAUCCAUGGCUUCUGGUUCGGAUUUUUGGUCGCCUUUUGUCCCGUGUGAAUUUUUCCACCUCGUGCUGUUGUCCCCUUCUAAACUAUGUAAUUAUCAAUUGUGUAUUUGCCAAAAUACAUAUUGAUGUUGUCCAUUCAUCUAUUUCCUGUUUAAUGUCUUUUCAUUAUAGGAGCAACCUAGGUAAUUCGACAGAGAAAAACUGCUGCUUUCCCACCUCUGGUUCUCCCAAUUUUUUUCAUAUUUAUCAUCUCCAAGCUUGAAGAGAGUUGAAAUUUCCAUCAGUUCCUUUUAUACUUGCUUUUCAAUAUACAUUUAAAUAGUGUCCAUCCUUAGAUUUUCCAUUUAGUAUGUUCUUUCGUAAUCGGAUCCAUUAAGGUGAUGUGAUUGAAGAAAACCUCUCCCAGUACUUUGUUCUCCCUAAAUCCUACGGAUUUAUCUCCAUCUUUGAAGAGAGUUGAAAUCUGUCUGUUAAUCCGUGCUUCUUCAUGUUCUUAGGUAUCAGACAAAUGUAGGAAGUGGAGACUGGAGACGGUAUAGUCUGGCAGUGUUUCUUUUAUACUUUUUCUUGAACUGUAUCCCGCAAACAUUCUUCGUCAUCGAGGUUACAUAGCUGGUUGGGGGACAAGAUUCUAUUGAAUUUCUCAAUGCUUACCAUCUAACCCAUGCACGGCUCUUUCAGUCUGUCUUUUGUUAUUCUGAUUUAUUUUUUUGGUAAAUUUAAUGGAUUGUCAUGUUUACUCUCUUAUCUCUUGUUCCACGGUGUUAGCAGGAUCUCUAUAAUAAGUAUCCUGGACAUAAUUUCUUUUUUUUUUGACCAAGUUGGUUGUUUCAGAGUACCAUUAAGUAUGCACCUCUAUUUUAUGGGAAACUUCUUUGACUCCUCUCAAUAUACUAUUUAAAAAAUCUAGUAUUUUUCUCAGUUAAUAUUACCUUGCCUAACUGUUCAAUUGCAAUUUUUUCCCAGAUGGCAAAGCAGACAAUGGGUUUUUCAUCCCAGGCCCUAAAAUUUCGUGCAGACAACAAGCUUUACCAUCUUCAGGUACAUUGUUUUGCAUUCUUACUUUCGAUAAGCACCAUCUUAUGAUCAUGAGUCGUCUAUAAUAUGCUGGGUAGAGGGAACCAGUCGGACACUGGAGAUCCGCAGUCUAUUGAUGUUAGUGUAUUCUAAUUCAAUGUUUAAUUUCCAUGAUGCUGUUUUCCGGUUAUUUUGAUUGUUCUAAUUCUGGAAUCUUAUCUGUCACUCUUUCCGAACUUAUCUAUUUGCUUAUUCGUAGUUUUUUUAUCUGGGAGGGUUCGGUAUUCCAUUGCACGCCAAUCGUAGGCAAAAUGUUGUGUGAUUUUCAUGUUUAUUUCGUUGUGAUACUCAUUCAAUAGUUUGAACCAAGCGGACUCUAUCCCAAGCCCGUGAGUCGCAUUCAGUAUGAAUCCUCAGUCAGUGGUUUUUUUGACGUGAGAUAAUUUCAGAUAAAUUUUUCAAAAAACCAAAAAUUGUUAAAUAUUUAGAAUUUGCAAAAUGUCAAAUAUAAGCAUCCAGCACAUCAACAGAAAUGAUGACACAGGAUGCUGCGAUCACACUGAAGUUAGUUUAAAGAAUCUGAAUAUUUUUUUCCUUUUUCCAAUUUUAUGUGUGAAGGUAUGAUCUUUAAAACAUGUUUCACUUUAAGAAAACAUAUUCUUGUUCGCUAUUCAUUUUUUUAUAUAGAUUUUACUUUUCAACGUUCAGCUAUUUUCAGGCAUUGAUGUAAUCAGUUGUUUGUUUGAUGUUGUUGUUUGUUUGCAUGUAAAUUUUGGUGAAGACCCCUCAAUCUCCCAUUGUACGAACUACUGCAUAUAGCAAAUAUUGCAUCGAUGAUUACCCUAUGGGGACAAAUGCAAUUGUUGCGGUUCUGGCAUACUCAGGGUACAAGUUUUUUUAUGAUUAUUGUUUACCUUUUUUCAUUGGAUUAUUUCACUAAUUUUAGUGAAAACAAGGCAGAAUGAAUACAAUGCCCAUCUUUAUUUUAAUUUGAAACAGAACUGAUUUUAUGUUUCACGUGGUUCUAUGGUGUUCUCUAGUUAUGACAUGGAAGAUGCUAUGAUCUUGAAUAAAUCAUCUGUAGAACGUGGGCUCUGCCGUGGGCAUAUAUAUCAGGUAUACUUAUUUGAGCAAUUUUUUUUUGUUAUCCAACUUUAGAGCACUCGACAGGAGAGGUCGCCAACACUCAAUGCUUUUUUCUAUUACAUCAUCUUAUAGGUUAAAUAUCAGCGUUACCCAGUGAUUUCUCUACUAGGUCCUUUCAUCCAGAAGGUUCAAUAAUUCAGGAAUAUAAUUUUAGCCAUUUCUUUAGGAAAUUUCCUUGUGUAUCAAAUACUUAAUCCACGUAGAAAACAUUGUGCUAAUAUGUUCCAGAAAACAUUGCAUUUUCUGAAUUCAAGUCAAUGAAUGUUGACUCUGUGAUUAAUAUUCCUUCUAACGCCUUACAUCAUGUGAAAUGUGCCUAGUAAAGACAUCUUAUGUUAAGGGCAUAUUCCCUAAGUGAUGUCAAAGUUAAACUUCCAUUGGACAUUUCAAUAAAGGCCUUCCUUGGUUGCCCAUUUAGUUGAUGAACUGUGGCAUAUCUUUGAAUUGUACGAUUUAAUCGUGGACAGAUAGUGCUGUGGUUCUGAUUUGCUGGAAACAAGGUCAUCAAACCUGAUCAUGAGAUUAGAACUCCAAACUCUUUCGUCCUGUGGGAUUGGCCAUCAAGGACUCUGUUAUUACGUGAUCUGGUUAGGAAGCGCAUAGUGCAUACAGUGGUUGUCAUGAAAUAUUUAGCAGCAAAAUGUCUAACGAUCGCCACUUUAUGAUGGAGAUUUUUAUAGGGAACACUUUAUACAGACUCCUAUAAUUGGCUAACUCAGGUGAACUGCAAUGAAUUUAAAACGAUCUUCUGUUUGGUGUUUGAAACCAUUUCCAAGUGAGUUACUCAUUUUGAUAUUACGAGGACGCGAACUUUUUUAUCGUAACCCAAACUUUUCCGUUAUCAAAUGAACUAAUGAAGGUGAAAUUGCCAAGCUCAGUUCCGUCAUUCCUGAAUAAAGAUGAUUGAGUGUCCUUUUAGCUUUUUGUUGUGUGAAAAUAUUUCUAUUCUUCUUUAUCCUGCCAAUUAAUCCCUUCACUUCUCUUUGUCUAUUUGCAGACAGAAACCAUUGACUUGACAAAGAAGAGUGAUAAAUCAGGCAAGGUUUUAGAAAUCUUUGCCAAAAGUAAUUGUCCGGACCAAAAUAGUGAACUGGAUGCAGAUGGCCUUCCAUAUGUUGGUCAGGUUGGUCUACUUUUUGGUGUUUAUAUGUAGAAGUUGUCUUAUAGAUUACGUACUAAAAAAUUGUCUUUUUACUUUGCAGAUUAUACAUCCAACCAAGCCAUUGUAUAGCUCCUGUAAUACACUAACCAAUAUACCAAAGACAACUCCGAUGAAGGGGUCAGAGCCUGCUUUUGUGGAUUGUGUUUCCCUUGAUGGUACAACCAAGAGUCAUUUACAGAAGGUGAAUAUCUUCCCGUCCAUAGAAUAUGAACCUCUCUCUUAUAUCUUGCACUCAUAUGUUUGUUUUGAUGAAAUACUAUGCAAAUUCUCGAGUUUCUUUCUUUCUUGGCUGAUAGCACAAGUUUUUGCGCUCGUUAAUUUUCAUGAACUGGAACAUAUGUAGACGCUUUAAAAUUCUAGCACGUCCUGAAAAUGCUCAAAAUGCUCGAAUUUAUACAAGUGAAUCUCUGAUUAAAUAUAAAUAUUGAAAAAGAGGGUGAUAUUUAAAUUAAGAUAAAGUAAGUGGAUGAUCAUUGUUUUCCGUCGAGCUUUUUUCGGAGAUCUUCAUGAUGCAUAGUGUCUCGAGACCCUUGUAUGGAAACCUCUUGCUUUCUCUUACCCUUUUGUUCUUUGCCAUAUCUUAGAGGUUUAAGAAGAUAAGGGGGUGAAGUUUGUGAGAAAUCAUCUAAAGCUUUCAAGAGUUGCAAAUGUAUGAAUACAGAAGCAUGAGAUAAGUUUCAAUGGCAAUUAAUUAGGCUUCCAACGUUAAGGAUCAGGCUAGAAAUGUCAAUGAUGUUUUGAGGGCCACGGAUGACCGUGAUUUAUAGCUUCACUUAUGACUUAGAAUGAGGUUUAAAUCUGCUUUAUCUCUACGACUUUCUCUAUAUUUGUGCUUCAUAGCCCAUAUUAUAUUUUGGGCCCAAUUCAAGGAAGCCCUGUCGAUUGAAAUUUAUGUGGUUCCUCCAAGACAUGUAGUGCUGACUUUUUGCCGAUCAGGCAUUUUCCCUUCUUGACUCUGUAUUAGAAGAUAUCUCUAUCGGUAUAAGUAUCAAUCAGAAGCCAUCAAAUGCAUUUCUGUGCGGGUUAUAGAAAGACAUGCGAACGGUACUGGCCUCGCUUCGCAUGGCAAGUUUUGUUUUAUAUUAUUUGCAAUGAUCUAUUCUGUACUGAGUUAUUCAGUCGAAUCUUUCAUGGGUCAUAUAUUAUUGAUGUGCAAUGGCUUUCUUAGCAUCAUAUUAUGACGAUUCUUUAUGGGUCGAUUCCCUCACUUUGCAUGGUGCUUUUGAAGUAUCGAGUUACACUGGGACAUCUUCGUAAUCUCGUUCCAAGUAGUGGCCAAUUUCAGAAACUGUUCGAUAGAGAAGGUGAAAACAAGUGGACAUUGCGGGGAAUCAUUUAUUGAUAAUAUAAUCCUAUUCUGACGAUGAAAAGGUGCUCUUGCCACUGGAUGUUGGGACCUAGGUUAUACUCUGUAGGUUCAUUUGGAAAACAUCUGAUUUUCAUUCAGAAUAACUAUGUGCAUAAUUUUUCGAUAAACUUUAACCUUACCUUAUCUUGGACUCUACAACUGAGUUUUUGAUGACCUUUACUGUCAAAUAUACUGUUUUUUAGGUAUAUCACUAGCUAUUAUUUGUGGUGUUCUCUAAAAUACUUGGAUGUCAUGAAUAAUAGUAACUUGGAUUCAAGUUUCUAUCAUACUUAUUUGAUUUUUUGGGCAGGUAAAUAUUCGUCUUCGUCGCCCCAGAAAUCCUGUUAUCGGUGACAAAUUUAGCAGUAGACAUGGACAAAAGGGUGUUUGCUCCCAACUAUGGCCUGAUAUUGAUAUGCCAUUCUCCGCUGUUACUGGGAUGCGGCCUGAUCUGAUUAUCAAUCCCCAUGCAUUUCCUUCUAGGAUGACCAUCGGCAUGCUUUUGGAAUCUAUUGCAGCUAAGGUACUAUUGACCUUAUCCACAGUUAUUAUUUCUGUUUGUAUCUUUUUUUUCUUAAUUUAUGCACCAAGGGCCUCCAUUCCUUGUUUUUUACAUGUCUGCUCGAUUUCUUCACUUCCUUUCAAGUUGCUUGUGGCUGUUGUCUUUGUCGCGGAUGGUUAAUUCUGACGGAGAAGAGGAUCGAGUGUGCUUCUGUCUAUAGAGAUAGAGUUGGAUGGGUGUUGAUAGACUGGGCGCUGGGGAAGUCGGGGAUUAGUUAGUGCCUCUGCAAGUCCUAUUCUGGCCGCCUUGACUGAACGCGUCUUUAGUUCUUUGAAAAUGAACUUUUCCUUGUGCGCUAAGGGAAAUCAAAAUGUUUAGAUCCAUGGCUUACUCUUGAGAAAGAAGAAAGUAAUCAUCUGCGCCUCUCUGAGAUUCGUAAUUUGUGUGGUUGAAGUGUCUGAGAUUCAAUGACUUAUGCAUUACCAUUGAUGCUAUCCUGAUAUCAUCAUCAUCUUACGCAUUUAGUGUAUCAUUUACUAGAAUCUUUUAUCCAGGCCAAGAUGUGGGCUUUUAUUUAUUGAUCCCGUGAUAGUUUUGACCAAAAUGUCUAUGGAGGAAUGCUUCCUUUAAUGUUCAUUUACGAAGCUCAUCUGUUGUUUUAUAUCGAUGAUUGCAUUUCAGUUGACUUCAUGAACAAGGUCUAUGCGUAGAAGCUGUUGUGGUAGGCAUGCUUUUGAACUUUCCAAAGCAGGUUUAUUUGGGCGGAUGGGCUUACUUGGUCGGAAUUCAAAUUUAUGCAUAACACCCAUCUGAAACAUCGUCCUCUUACUAAAAGUGAAAACUGAAAUAGAGAUGCUCUUAUGCAAGUGAGUGGCGCCUAUUUUUCUCACAAGCAGUACCAUUCAUCGCCAGUUUUUCGCCCAAUUGAAGUAUGCCAUGCCAUAAAGUACUUGUCUAAACAUUUGUCAAUGGGUAUUGUUCUUGCUUCCUCCAAGGUGUAGUUGGCAUCAUACUUCGCUAGGAUCUUUGUAUCUGAUACUGUGAUUGGCCGUUCUAGUAGCGAUUGUGAUUUAGAUAAGUGUCACAGGCCACCAAGUCCUUGAGGAUCUUCCACUUCAAUCCUGAGAAAUCGCUGAACGAUUUCAUCCGCAUCUUUUGAGUGGCGAAAUAUACAAUCAUUGAAUCUGUCUUAUAUCUUUCUGCAGGGGGGCAGCGCGCAUGGGCAAUUCGUUGAUGCCACCCCCUUCUCCAGUUGCAGCAAGUCCGACGGAGAUUCUCCAUCUGAAUCGGACUCCCUUCAUGAUUACCUCGGCCGGCUGCUGACCUCCAAAGGUUUCAACUAUCACGGGCUGGAGGUCAUGUACAGCGGUGUCUUCGGCACGGAGCUGGCUUGUGAGAUUUUCAUCGGGCCCGUGUAUUACCAGCGUCUCCGACACAUGGUCUCCGACAAAUUUCAGGUGAGACUCUGCAAAUCCAUCUUACCCAUUUAUUUUCCAGAGUUUUCACCAUGGCGGGCAAGCCUGUCAGCCUGACCCAACCCUCUUCCUCCUACGUGGCUUUACUAAAACCAGAACAGCAGGGCCAUGGUCUCUGCUGCAGCACUCGUAAAACCAGCAGUCUUUGUGGAAAUUCAUUCUUAUGAUUUUUAUUUUUUUUGGGUAUCUCCGCUACUGAACAUGAAUGUGGAACAAGUUUCCAUCUUUCAGCAUUUCUAGACUGCCCAGAGAUCGAUCCAUGGCGGUGACGGGCUACUUGCUAUUUCAGGUUCGCUCCACGGGCACUGUCGACCAGAUCACCAGGCAGCCCAUCGGCGGAAGAAAGUGGGGAGGAGGGAUCCGGUUCGGGGAGAUGGAGCGGGACUCGCUUCUCGCCCAUGGGACGGCGUAUCUGCUCCACGAUCGGCUCCACAGCUGCUCCGACUACCACAUCGCCGACGUGUGCCGCCUCUGCGGCAGCAUUCUCACGGCGACCACCAUCCAGCGGCACAAGAGAGCCGUGAGGGAGAUCAGCGGGCUUCCUCCGGCCAAAACCCCCAAGAGCUACACCUGCCAGGCCUGCAAAACCAGCACCGGAAUGGAGACGGUGGCCAUGCCCUAUGUUUUCAGAUACUUGGCCGCCGAGCUGGCGGCGAUGAACAUCAGGGUUUCCCUAAACCUGAAGGAUGGAUCGAACAUAUGA